CAAAUCCUCCCCGCCCCAACACUUCGCCUUUUGGCACCCUUCGCUUUCCUCUUGUACAAUUACUACACUCUCCACUCUUCUCAGGUGCGAGCGUUUGCGGCAUUCGGCACCCCGAUACACUUCUUGUACAGUGUUCAGGCCGCAACACUAAUCCCGCAGCAGGCGAACGCCUAAAUAAACGAAAUAUUGCACCGCGCGUAUCGAUAACGCCUCCGUCCCUAAAUUUCCAUUCACUCUCCCUCGAGCGCCACUUGGGAAUAUCUCUAGGUUUCCCUUCUCCAGAAGGGGAUGCCGCAUUCUGAGUCGCCGCCCAUGGCCCCAGCAAUAAUGGUCGACCAGGCGGGCUCCGCCCCGCCUCCCUCCUACGACGAUAUCUCCUCGCUAAUGAGCCAAAUCUUCACGGCGAAAACGUCGCACGCUUCGGUGGAGGCAGCUUAUGCGCUUUCCACACUCCUCCAGAACUCGGUCGGCUUUCGCGGACUUAGGGGUUAUGGUGUAUUAGAAGAGAUCAAGAAGGCGGCAGGGGACAAGAAGAACCCGAUUCGCAGAGAAGGCGCCAUGAACGCGCUCGGCGCGCUAUUCGAACGGUUUCCACGAGCGCAGAAACUCGCGGAGGUCGUUUUCAUGGUUCAAGAAGAGGGACUGGUUGCUUUGGCGCUGGAUGCUUUGUCUGAUAAGACGGCCCCGGUCCGGGAAUCUGCGAAAUACGCACUGGAUGCGUUGUUCGACAACUUGAAUGCGGAGGCCAAGGUUGUUGGUCUCCUUCCUGCGCUUUCGAAAUAUCUGAGUAAGAAGUCCGGCAAGUGGCAGGGUGCUGUUGGUGGCUAUGAGCUGCUGGGCCGCAUGGCGGAUAAGGCGAAGAUGGGAAUGGAGUCUUUGGAAGUUGAAAAGGAGAAAGAUGUCCUCCGGGAGGCUAUGGGCAAGAAGCUGGAAGGACUGAUUCCCAUCGUGGAAGCUGGAAUGCACGACCUUAAGAACGAGGUUGCAAAACAGGCAGUCAAGACUAUGAACAGCUUAACUACACUCCUCCAAAACGACGAUAUCGCUCCUCGUAUACCAUUGCUCGUGAAGGCGAUCGAAGACCCGUCCACGCAGAGCCAGCAGAAGGCGAUCCAUGCCUUGUCGCAGACCACCUUCGUUGCCGUCGUCACCUCUCCCGUUCUCGCCAUGGUCACCCCUCUUCUAGAGCGCUCCUUGAACACACCCAGUACUUCGCAAGAAGUGCUCCGUCAGACGGUUGUGGUCGUGGAGAAUCUUACCAAACUCGUCCACGACCCCAUCGAAGCGCGUGCUUUCCUUCCCAAGUUGAAACCCGGUGUACAGGCCGUCAAGGAUCGUGCCUCACUACCUGAAGUCAGAGAGAUUGGCGCCAGGGCUCUGGACGUCAUCGAGAAGGCUAUGGCUGACAAGGAUGGUCUUGCGGAGAAAGGGGCUCUUUCACGCACCUCGCCUGCUGAGGUCCAGGAGGCUCUGGAUAAACAGAUCAGCGCUGCUGGGGGUCUACUAAAUUUCCCUGGUGAUGCGGAGGUUUGGGCUCACGCGAGAGAUUAUAUUUCGGAGAUGGUCGCCGAGGUCGUGAAUCUGAGGGCGCACGAGCGCAUCCCGCAAUUGAUUACCCCUUACCUGGAACCGCUCCUUCAUCCUGGAGCGGCUGCGAAGGUUUCGGAGGCCAUCCAUCGGUUUUAUGUCGAAGAAGAUCACAGGAAGUUCGGGGCACCGGUGAAAGAAGACGAUGGCGAGGUUGAAAUCGUGAACGCGAAUUUCUCCUUGGGUUAUGGCGGCAUGCUGCUGCUUUCGCACACUAAUCUUCGCCUUCUCAAGGGCCACCGUUAUGGUCUCUGUGGUCGUAAUGGCGCGGGCAAGUCCACUCUGAUGAGAAGUAUUGCGGAUGGCAAGCUUGAGGGUUUCCCGCCCCAGGACCAAGUCAAGACUUGCUUCGUCGAGCAUAAUCAGGGGGAGGACGCUGAUCUUACUAUACUCGAGUACAUCUCGCGCGAUCCUCGCUUUAAAGAUGAGAGCCAGGAACGCAUUUCCCAGGUCUUGGAAGAGGUUGGUUUCACGGCCGGCCCGGAAGGCAGACAAUCGCACAAAGUUGGGUCUCUCUCUGGAGGGUGGAAGAUGAAGCUGGCCUUGGCCCGCGCUAUGCUUAUGCGCGCUGAUGUGCUCCUGCUCGACGAACCGACCAAUCACCUGGACGUUGCCAACGUCAAAUGGCUACAGGAUUACCUGAAGAAGCACACGGAAAUCACCAGCUUGAUCGUCUCCCACGACUCCGGUUUCUUGGAUGCAGUCUGCACGGACAUCUACCAUUACGAGCAGAAGAAGCUUGUGUGCUACAAGGGUAACUUGGCCGAUUUCGUCAAGGUCAAGCCGGAGGCCCAGAGCUACUACACCUUGUCGUCCUCUCAAGUCCAAUUCAAGUUUCCCCCGCCUGGUAUCCUUUCUGGAGUCAAAUCUAACACUCGCUCCAUUCUCCGCAUGACCAACUGUACUUACACGUACCCUGGUGCUUCUAAGCCAUCACUCUACGACGCUUCCUGCAGCCUCUCUCUUUCCUCGCGGGUUGCCAUCAUCGGCGCAAACGGUGCUGGUAAAUCUACGCUCAUCAAGAUCCUCACUGGUGAGCUUAUUCCCCAACAAGGCAAGGUCGAGAAGCAUCCCAACUUGCGUAUUGGGUAUAUUAAGCAGCAUGCCCUGGAACACGUCGAGAUGCACCUGGAAAAGACCCCCAACCAGUAUCUCCAGUGGCGUUAUGCCAAUGGUGAUGAUCGUGAGGUGCUGAUGAAGCAGACCCGUGUUCUGACCGAGGAGGAUAGGGCUCAGCUGGAGACUCCCAUCGACCUUGGCGAUGGAAAGGGGCCUCGCAAGAUUGAGGCUCUUAUCGGUCGCCAGAAGUACAAGAAGAGUUUCCAGUAUGAAGUCAAGUGGCAGCAUAUGCUGCCGAAGUUCAACACUAUGAUUUCUCGUGAGACUCUGCUCGAGAAGGGUUUUCAGAAGUUGGUGCAGGAGUUUGAUGAUCAUGAAGCUUCACGGGAAGGUUUGGGUUUCCGUGUCCUGGAGCCCAAGGUCAUCUCGAAGCACUUCGAAGAUCUAGGCAUGGAUCCUGAAAUCGCCAACCAUAAUGAGAUCUCUGGUCUUUCCGGUGGCCAAAAAGUCAAGGUUGUACUUGCCGGCGCACUGUGGAACAACCCCCAUUUGCUUGUGCUCGACGAACCUACCAAUUUCUUGGAUCGUGAUUCGCUUGGAGGUCUGGCUGUCGCCAUUCGCGACUAUAAGGGCGGUGUCAUCAUGAUUUCCCACAACGAAGAGUUCGUCGGAGCUCUAUGCCCCGAGCAGUGGCAUGUAGUUGACGGUCGUGUAACCCAUAAGGGCCGUUCUGCGGUGGAUAUGAGUCGCUUCGAAGAUUCGCGACCGGGCUCCAGCGCCGUUAGCUCCGCGGUUCCUUCCACUAACCCAAGCACAAACGGCACCCCUGUCAUGUCCGAGGCCGAGGGCAAGCCUGACGAUAUGAAGUUCAAGGCGAAGAAAAAGAAGAAGAUGACCAGGGCACAGCUGAAGGAACGGGAAGUGAGGAGGAGAUUGAGGCAUAUUGAAUGGUUGAACAGUCCGAAAGGCACACCCCACCCACCGGAUACGGAUGACGAGGAAUAGAGAGAUACCCCAUAAAAGUUUGCAUCCUUUCGCGAAAUGAGAUUAUAGACUUCCCGGCAUUCAAUGGCGUUUGAUUAUAGACCGGGUCGGGUGGGAUUGCGUUUGAAUACAUAGAGUAGGAUUGAGGGAUGUGACUUUUGUCGCGAUCACGAUAGGCACGCAGACGAUGUUGGUUAUCUAGAUGAAGCACGUUUAUGUUACGCGUC
This is a messenger RNA of Westerdykella ornata, 3857 nucleotides long. RefSeq names its product elongation factor 3. The record is from RefSeq and is a predicted model, not a curated record. NCBI's taxonomy places the organism in Eukaryota, Fungi, Ascomycota, Dothideomycetes, Pleosporales, Sporormiaceae. Gene Ontology annotation, molecular function: ATP hydrolysis activity; ATP binding. The transcript is spliced from 4 exons. The coding region runs from base 289 to 3651 and encodes 1120 amino acids.